AUUAUUUUUUAUUAUUCACGAAUACGAGAAGUAAAGCGGAAAAAAUCAGAAUUUUCCGUGAAGAUUCUCAACCUGAGACGGUACGAUUUCUGGAAUGCUCUUUUGAAUAACCUGGAAAAACACCUCUCUGAUGCCAGGAUCAGCGUCUGAUGCGAGAAUCUCGAAUGAUGCGUGGAAGAAUUGUUUUCACAGGCCAAGGGAAGUAUAUACAAAAUUUCUCCAAAAUACUACGUCAUGUUUUUCACUUUAAAUGUCCCAGCUGUUUUUGCUGCCAUCGUUACCAUGGAACCCGCACGUCAUACGCAGGCGCUAUGACUAGAAUUAGUUGCUAGUAAUCGAUUUUCUUCGUUCAAUCUUCGAUACUCGUGAUAAAUGUUGUGCAAAUGUAGACGAUUUUCUACUAUGGUGCUUUUUCGUUUAUAAUUGUUUCUUCAUGGGUUGCGGGAGUUCUUCGUCGGGUGCUGUGAUAACAACUCAGCAAUCGACUGUGGUAACACCACAAUACAGUGGAACUCAAACAGUAGUGCAAUAUCCCUCAUCUUACCCACGACAAGCAGUCUAUCCACAACAACGUGGACCACCACCAGCUUACUACAACCAGCGUUAUCCUGGUCAGCCUGUUGGAUAUGGAACCCCUGGGGUCAUUCAGCAACCUCAGACAGUUGUGGUCCAGGAUAGAGACAGAGGUGGAGACCUCUUGGUUGGAAUGGCAGCCGGAGCAGUAAUGGCAAAUGCUCUGCAUGGACCUCAUUACUAUGGGCACGGGUCACAUAUCCAUAUCCAUGAUCACGACCACUUCCAUAGUGGUGGGGAUCACUUUCACGAGCACCAUCACUAUGGAGGCCCUGAGUAUCAUGAACAUUAUGGUGACAAUGGUGGGUUUGAUGGUGGUGGGGGGUUUGAUGAUGGUGGUGGAUUUGAUGGCGGAGGUUUUGAUGAUGGAGGAGGGUUUGAUUAAAGGAGGGAACGGUGUUUUAGAGGAAUGUAGAGACAGCAAAAAAGAUGCAAGUAGAUACUGGGAUUUCUAUAUUAAGAGCCAAUUAGGGGCAAAAUUCACUGUAUAUAUUUCUAACAAUAUUUCCUGCAAAAUUUUCUGAAACUUAAAGAACAUUGGAGUGAAAAUUGCACUUUUGUUAGCCAUCUACCUUGCAGUUUUUGCUGUUUGCUUUGAAACUUAAUGAAAACCCUGAGAGAAAAAGCUUGAAAUUAGCCAAGGAAUCAGCCUUGAAUGAAAGAUGACUCGCUUACUGCACAUGACAUGUACUGGUAAUAUUUGCCAAUAAGCCAUACGGUACAACCAGAACUGAGCUUAUAACCUAGGUCAUAUGCUUCUGUUUCCACUGAAAGCAUUUGAAAGCAUGAGGUAGACUUUCAGAACAGCUCUGUCAGUAUAUGAAGACUAUGAGGCCUUUUUAUGGAGCAAAAAUUGUUUCUGCUUUCUCAGGCUUCAUUUAAGUUAUUGUGUCAGUAAAUUAUUCUAAGUUCACUUUUUCCUACAUAUUUAGAUUGAGCUUUAAUGUGAGGUAUUUUUGAAAGCUGUGAUAACCCUACCAAGACAUAAAAAAUAAUGAAUUUAUACAGUCAUGUAUCCCAUUCAGCUUCACAACAAAUUCAUUCUGUUGAUAUUACAUAUAGCAGUAAAAGUAUGUCACUGUAUUUAUUGUAAAUGCAUUUCCUCCCUGGCCAGAAGUUUGAGUGACAGUAUUUAAACUGAGUACAUAACUUUUUGUAAGUAUGUGGAAAAAUCAAUGUAUUAAAAUUAAAUUACAUAUCAGAACACAUAUUUGUAGGAUGUUGAUACUUCAUAACUUCACAAUAAAUAAAAAUAGAAUUUAAGGUGAGUAGGGGUGUAUUUUUUUGUUUAGUUAUUUAAUAGAUACUUUGUUAUAACUAUAGUGUACUAUAGUUAAUCUAUGAAAAAUUAAAGUUACCCUCUCAGAUA
Molecule: messenger RNA, 1942 nt
Organism: Pocillopora damicornis (cauliflower coral)
Lineage: Eukaryota; Metazoa; Cnidaria; Anthozoa; Scleractinia; Pocilloporidae
Source: RefSeq, a predicted model, not a curated record